This is a messenger RNA of Nilaparvata lugens (brown planthopper), 846 nucleotides long. RefSeq names its product glycine-rich cell wall structural protein-like. The record is from RefSeq and is a predicted model, not a curated record. NCBI's taxonomy places the organism in Eukaryota, Metazoa, Arthropoda, Insecta, Hemiptera, Delphacidae. The coding region runs from base 347 to 745 and encodes 132 amino acids. The transcript is spliced from 4 exons.
CAAUGUUCUAGCUAGACGUUUUAUUCGGAUCGAGGAUAUUCUGAGUAUUGUAGUUGAAUGCUAUACAUUUGAAACUUUAUAGGUAGCUUAUUUAUUAGUGUAGUUAGAAGUAUAUUGUUGCAAUAUUGUAAUCUUGAUUGUUAAGUUGAAGAUUUGUAAUUCAUCUCAAAAUUUGAAAAUUCAUAACAUAUCUGAACAUUUUAAAAUUCACUCAAACUAGCCUACCCACCCUACCUAAGAAUUGUGAACGUUUAUUACGUUUCGUGAUAUCAACUGCGGACUUUUUAGAGGACUCUGGGUAUAGAGUGAAAUCUGUAGUAUAAAUCAAUAGAAAAACCUAGUUGACAUGGAGAUUCUAAAUAGAAAACAGAGGGCAGCUUUUGUUGUUGUUGUGCUUCUGUUGAGGUGUGUUGAUGGAAGAGGUGGUGGUGGUGGGGGUGGACAUGGAGGAGGAGGUCAUGGAGCAGCAGGACAUGGAGAAGGAGGACAUGGAGCAGCAGGACAUGGAGUAGCAGGAAGAGCAGGGAUUAGAGGAGGAAUGGGUAGAGCACUAGCUUUUGGCGCAGUUGGCAUCAUAGGUAUUGGUGCUGCGGUCGCCUACGCUGAUGCAGCAAGUAAGGCAUCUGGUGGACAGGCAGGAGGAGGAUCUAACGACGAUAUGAAACUAUUUAAUGAUUGUUUCAAUGAUGCCGACUCUGGAUCUGAUACUUAUCAAAACACUGCUGAUGAGUUUGAUAUAUAUUAAUCAACAUCAAUAUUACCAGAUUACUUAUCCAUUAUAUUAGAAUUCUUCUUGGAUUUACUGUAUAUGCAUGAGGGAAAAUAAAACAUAAUAUCAUACACUAA